Scylla paramamosain (green mud crab) is the source of this 1574-nucleotide messenger RNA. RefSeq lists its product as uncharacterized. The record is from RefSeq and is a predicted model, not a curated record. The transcript is spliced from 6 exons. Bases 753 to 1448 code for a protein of 231 amino acids. NCBI's taxonomy places the organism in Eukaryota, Metazoa, Arthropoda, Malacostraca, Decapoda, Portunidae. Gene Ontology annotation, cellular component: membrane. Gene Ontology annotation, molecular function: ligand-gated monoatomic ion channel activity.
UGUGUCUUCUGACUCAGAAAUAAAAACCUAAGUCCUUGAGUUCUGCUUUCCUUCUUUGGUUGGUGAACUGAGCCUCCCAACACACAGGUACCGGUACGUGUUGUCCCCGGAGAGGACCUUUGGCUCCCGGCUGCCUAAUGGGUCCUGGACGGGCAUGAUGGGCAUGGUGGUGCGGGAGGUGAGAGAGACCAGGCAAGGCUGCACUGACCUGUGACACUUCUUUGGUAGCAUUAUUGUUGAUCUGUACGUAGAUGCAAGGGACACAAACAACUGGAGGAGACUCUCACAUGGCGCCAACCCUUAACUCUAAGGAAACAGCGAGAGGAGAAGAAAUUGUUGAUCUGUCGUGUUACCGGUGUUCAAUUCUGUGAUGCAGACACGGUUCUCACUGGUUUCAGGAGGCCCAGUUCGCCACGGGGCCCUUCUCGCUCUCACCGGUGCGGGUAUCAGCCGCCGACUACACCGUGCCCUUUUGGACUGGAAGCCUCAAGAUAGUGGGUGGGCUUGGCGGGGUAAGGAUAGACCAGUGGGGCUUCCUGCUGCCUCUCACGUUCCUGGUGUGGGUGUGCACUUUGGCGGCGCUCCUCGGUGUGCUCGUCCUCUUACUGAUCCCCUUCUACCUGCCGGACACCAAACUGGGCCGCGGCGGCUGGUCGGCAGACACUCUGAACUGUGUCCGCGUUCUCCUGCAGCAAGAUAGUGAAUUGCCCGAGGAGUGGUGGUGGUGGGAGCGUCUGUUGAUAGGAGUAUGGAUGCUGAUGACGCUGGUGCUGACGAAGAGCUACUCCGGCAACCUCAUGUCCCUUCUGGCCGUCAAACACGUGCCGCAGCCGUUCCAGAGCACCAGGGAUGUCCUCAACGAUCCGCACGUCAGCAUGAUAUGGCAGAAGUAUUCCAGGACUGAGGAGUUUCUAAGAUCCGUCAAAUCCGGGAUAUUCCGCGAGGUGGCGGACUUGGAGGACGAAGGUCGCCUCAGGUUCCACACUCAGGCCCAGUACCUCGACAGCUUCAACACCUUGGUGAGGGCCGGGGACCACGUGCUGGUGGACGGGGAGAACACCAUCAAACGCUUAAUAGCUUUGGACUUCUCUCAGAAAGGUCGCUGUGACUUCUACAUCUCAAAGGAUGGCUUUUUCCCCUUCCUUGCUUCUAUUAUGAGUCAGAAAACAAACCCCAUUAUUCAAGGACUCAACCCAAGAGCAAUAGCCAUUGUGGAAACGGGGCUCUUGUCCUUCUGGGCGCAUGAAGUACCCAACCUCACUCGAUGCGACAACAUUCCCAAGAAAAUGGUGUUGUCCACCUCUCUCUCCACCACUCAUCUCUGGGGCAUGUUCGCGGUGCUGGGCGGGGGUCUGGUGGCCGGGACGCUGAUGUGGCUGGUGGAGCUCCUCCUCUUCCCCGUCAGGAAGCACCGCCCCCCACGAGCACCUGCUACCGUGUCCAAGUGACGGCUAGACUCAGGCGUGUCUAUGAUCAAGCCAGUUGCUCCUUCCGGUUUUUUUUUUUUUUUUUUUUAAUAUUGUUAUUAAAUCAGUUUCCUUAUGAAUAUAAAUAUGAAAAAUAAAAACAAAAAU